AUGGAGGGAUACGCUUUGCCACGACGUGCGCUCGGCGCAAUGCCCAAUACAUCCGAAGAUAUUGUCUUUCUUGCAGCAGCUAUUGUCGCAUUCUUCUCUGGAGCUCUGAUCGUCGACUGGCUUCGAUGGAUUCGUGAUGUAAGCAAGCAGAAACAGUGGCACGAUAUGCAAAUGAAGGCAUUGCAGGAAGGGUUCGGUUCUUCCCAUCAUUUUCCCAGGUCUUUUGCUGCUAUUCAGGCUAGCCUCAAUGUGCUUCACGGGAAAGCAGAUGACGCCAGUGACCGCGUCGACGACAAGAGCAGCCGCAUUGAUGAGAUCCGCCAGGCCCUUGAUCACAUUCACAAACAUCAACAUCAGGACUUCGAUUUCAAGACGCCUUCGCUAGUACAGUCACCGGAUACUGCCCAGUUGCAGGAUCUCAGAGAGCUACUUGUGGCAGUUCGAAAUAUCCAGGACACUCUUACUUCUGCCGACCACAAUAUUUCCGCCGCUCCUUGUCCAUUUAGCACUGUCGUCCCAACCGAUGAGAUCAAUCUAAGUUACUCGGGAGUCCGCACUCUUGCCAUCCAUUCAAAGCUGCCACUAGCGUUAGAUACGUCUUCCGCCCAAACCCAGACUGAAGCACCUGGUCUAAGCCAUUCCAGCGUGAAUUUAUUUGCUGUGGAGCCGGGAGUAUCUACCGUGGAAGCAUUUGCAUCUAGUGCCAUCCAAACCAAGGAGACCGAACCACUUCAUUCCAAGCUUGACCAAUAUGUCAACCGUCUCCAGGCUGAGUUAUCAGAUCGUCAAAGACAGUGCGAUGAGCUCAAUAGAGAGAAGGUGACCUUGGAGUCACAGUUGGAGGUUGCAGAGGGGAUAACCGACAGGAUUGGGAAGAACGCGAAGGAAGCAGCAAGGCAAUACUGGACGCAGCGCCUAGAUGACGAAACUAGAUUAAAUGAAACACAGAAAGAGAAUCUACAGCAGGCACAUGGCGAGAUUAAUAGUCUUUCGAAACAAAGAGACGAGCUAGCGCACACCAAUGCUGAGUUAAGAGAAGAGAUAGAGCGGGCGAGAAAGUCCGCUGAGGACUCCAAGGACGAUUAUGAAACGCUCGUCAACAAAAACGAGCGACAUGAACACACUCUGCGGAAGGAUGAGGAGGAGCUCGAGGAACUGCGUCGAGUGUUAGGCGAUCAGGAUUUUGCCCGGAAACAGCUGGAAAAAGAGAUCGAAAGUCAAAUGUCAGAGAUUAUAGACUUGAAGGCUGGGUUAUCGUUGGCUGAUGAUGAGCGGGUCAAAACCGAAGAAAAGAUCAAGGAUCUCAUCAAGCUUCACGAGAGCGCGCAGCUUUCAGAGAGGGAAAAGGGCGCAAUGAUCGAUGAGCUCAACGAAAGGCUCACAGCUGAGGUUACUCAGAUAACCAGGAUAUCUACGGAGCGCGAUAUUCUAGCGAAAGAGAAUGAAAGCAUGAAUGAUCAAAUGCAAACUCUUGAAAAAGGAAAGACGGGAGACAAACAGGAGAUAGAUCGUCUCACGAACGAGAUAGAUGCAGUUGACAAGCAGAAACAGGGUUUGCAACAAGCGCUGGAAGAUUGCAACCAGAAAAUAGAGCGUCAACAGGAGGCUCUAGAUUGCAAUAAAAAGGCACGUGAAGGCUCUUCCGAUGAAACAGACACUGUCAGACAAACUAUCCCACCUCCAAAAUCGGUCACAUUGGAGACAACAUCUGAUGAGGAACCUACUCAAGAACCCGAAACCGAAGAUACCGCGCCCGUGACCAUGCCUAUGGAUACUCCUGGAGAGGAGGUUCCAGAACAGCACUCGGAUGCCAACGAUGGGGAAGAGGAUGGGACAGAAGACAUGACCUCUACCGCAAAGGUUCCUGUAGCUUCGAGUACUGGGGACGGUGAUCAACUAGUUGAAAAGCGGAGUUGGGCAGAUGACGACGCAGACGAAGAUUUUCUCGUCGGAGAGGUGGAAAAGUUCACGGCCAAAACUGCGCUUUUGACUCUAAGCCCAGCAACGCCGAACACGGUGUCAAUUUCUACUAUCCCAGCUCGCCUGGACCCUCGCAGUGACUUUGCUCUUGAUAUAGGACAUACUCACUACCAAACCACUCAAAAGAAAGGCCAUGUUAAUGCAAUGUGUACACUUUGCGACAAACGCGUUGUAUUGCCGUUUUGGAAGUCUGGAGAUGAGCGGAUGAAUCUUGAUUGGGAUGACCAUAAGUCGAGAGACUGCAUCACUGAUGCUUAUCAAGCGAGUGUCAACACUGGAAACUACACUGGAAACAAUCGAGGUGGUUAUUGUGGCAGGAGUCGGGGCCCAAAAAUAAGAAAGGGUCGUAGAAGAGGUAAAUACUAG
Messenger RNA from Alternaria atra, 2346 nucleotides. RefSeq lists its product as uncharacterized. Bases 1 to 2346 code for a protein of 781 amino acids. The record is from RefSeq and is a predicted model, not a curated record. NCBI's taxonomy places the organism in Eukaryota, Fungi, Ascomycota, Dothideomycetes, Pleosporales, Pleosporaceae. The transcript has a single exon.